Messenger RNA from Mustela erminea (ermine), 1948 nucleotides. RefSeq names its product family with sequence similarity 170 member A (gene FAM170A). The coding region runs from base 876 to 1865 and encodes 329 amino acids. Gene Ontology annotation, biological process: fertilization. The transcript is spliced from 5 exons. NCBI's taxonomy places the organism in Eukaryota, Metazoa, Chordata, Mammalia, Carnivora, Mustelidae. The record is from RefSeq and is a predicted model, not a curated record. Gene Ontology annotation, cellular component: nucleus.
GCUUGGUUGCCGUGCCUCCUUUGGGUUUGGUGGUUCUUGGGUGACAUGUGGGACAGGUUGCCAUGAUUCUGCCUGUAUACCCAAUGUAGCCUUCUCCUCGUGGAGUUUUCUCCACAUCUUCUGCUCUAACCACGCCUUGGAGAACUCCUCCUUCGUGGUCCAUAGACUUCUCUCUGACAGUCGGUACCUCUCAACAAGCUAGUAGGAAAAGAAGACAAUAAGUACUGAAUUUCAAGAAUCCUGCUUCUGUUAGGUUUCUGCUCAAGUGCCCUGUAUUAUCUGUGGAGUUGGGGAUUUUAGAAAUAAAAGCCAAGGGGAUGAGCAUGAUUUGCUGCUUUUAGCCCUGCCAUGCCCUUCCUCUGGCCAGAGAACACAGAGUCUGCUACCUGCCUGAAUGCAGAAGAGAAAGGGAAAAAAAUAAUAAUGAUAAAGGGAGAAAGGGGAAAAUAAAUGAAAUGCCAGCAGAUGAGUAUCUCAAAAUACCCUACCCCUCUUAAGAAGAUGUGAGUUGAAUUCAUGGGAGAGAUUCCACCAGGGGAAGAGGGAUUGUUCUUGAACAUGGGGUCUGUGUAUUCGCAAGGACUGUGUGGGAUCCAGGUCCCCAGAAUGCUCUGAUGUCAUCAUUCAGGUCAGAGAACCCCCGCUGGGGGCCGGGUGACCUUUGAACCUUAACAGCCCUGUGCUGGAGCAGGCACUGGGCGGUGUUGCUGGUUCUCUGUGUGGUCUGAGUUCCUCAGCCAUUUAGGACACUCGACAAUUUUUAUUCCUUUCGGGUCACCUCAGCGAAUUUCCUGAGAGUCAAGGAGGGCCAGCUAGUAGGGAGAAAGAGGAGCUGGGUGUUAGGCAUCUUCUGAGCAACUCCUGUCGCCGGUACCAUGAAACAGCGACAGAAGAGGAAACAUCUGGAAAGUGAAGAGUCCCCGGAAAGUGCCCAGCAGGGAGGAGGGGUCUCAAAGUCACAGGAGGAUGCCCCUCAGCUUGAAUCAACUGGGGUGGCCAAAAGUUGGGACACGGCGGUGGGGGAAGUGUCCUCUGCCUCUGAAUACUUCUCCUGUGUCUCUUCUCCACGCAAGCUCAUCUGUGCUGGACUCCGGCGAGUACCUCAAGACAGUCCCCAGCCUAGAUCACCCCUAACCCAGGUUCAGGAACAAGGGGAGACUGCCGCCCCCUCACACCGAGUCUCUUCAUCCCCUUCGUCCUAUAAAACCUGUGUGUCCUCUCUGCACAUAAACAAAGAGGAAAAGGGCAUGAAAAUAUACUACAUGCAGGUACAAAUGAAAAAGGGCGUGGCUGUCUCCUGGGAGACCUCAGAGACCUCGGAGUCACUAGAAAAGCAGCCAAGGAUAGAAGAAGUGACCCUUCCCGAGGAUGUGCAGGUAGGGACUCCCCCCUCUGACGUGUCCACCAGAAACCUGCUGUCUGACAGUGAGCCCAGCGGGGAGGAGAAGGAGCACGAGGAACGGGCAGAGUCCGACAGCCCACCUGGGUCACCCGCGGUUGAGGAGAGACCCAGGGCCAAGACCCCCGACUGGCUGGUGACCAUGGAGGCCGGUUACAGGUGCAUGGCCUGCUGCCGGGUCUUCUCCACCCUGGAGGUCCUCCAGGAGCACGUGCAGCAUGGCAUCCGGGAAGGUUUCAGCUGCCACGUGUUUCACCUCACCAUGGCCCAGCUGACAGGCACCGUAGAAGCCAUAGGCACCUGUGAGGAGGAGAAGGAUGAGAAGGGGCAGGAAGAGCAGGAGAGGCAGGAGGAGGAAAAGGAGAAGGAGGACGAGCGGCCCCCGCAGGAAGACCGCAGCCCAAAGCGACCUUGGAGCCAGUGCCCAGGCUGCGCGUUCCAUUCUCCAAAGGACAAGAACCACUGAGAUUCGUGAGCCGGAAGAUCCCAGAAGAUGGUGUGGCCUUCUCUUGGGAGAGGGAGAAGACAGGACCCUGGGGAGAAUAGCAG